Messenger RNA from Penicillium salamii, 1434 nucleotides. The record is from the annotation of a GenBank genome assembly. NCBI's taxonomy places the organism in Eukaryota, Fungi, Ascomycota, Eurotiomycetes, Eurotiales, Aspergillaceae.
AUGAGUUCAACCAACUUCGCCGCUGCCCAAGAGCGGGUUCUGGAACGUCGUCGCCUACGCGAGGCCGAAGCCCGCGCCCGCCAUACCGCACAGCAGCGGGCUUCCCCGAUCAGCCCGGCCGUUGUCCAACGAUUGCCGUAUCCGUUGAAUCGACUACCCACUUCCGGAUGGCGCAUAUGGAACUCUGUGAAGGGUCGGGAUGGAACAAGGCCUGCUUUCCGAGUUGGUCAGGUCGAUGCUGAAUUGUUGGAUGAAGAGCUACUGGGUCUCAUGAAGAGCCAGGUCGGCGAUGCCCUCAAAUACUUCGGACCCCAAAUGCGUGAAGAUUGGUCCCACGAGAUUCUGUUCGGCUUACGGGCUAUUCUCUUCAAAUUAUCUAUAUGGGAUCACAAUGCCUCUUAUGGUGCUGCACUCCAAGGUCUUCAAUACACCGAUAGUCGAAGCAAAGGACCUGUGUUUUCCACUCCUACCAAAUGGCAGAAGUCUGUCUAUGGUCUGUUGACGGUCGGAGGCCGCUAUGCCUGGGACAAGUGGGAGAGCUGGUUGAUUGCACAAGAGGGCGGCUAUGAGGAGCCUUCACAGGAUGUUCGCAUGCUAUCACGACUCACCGACUUCAUCUCAACUUCCCACUCCAUCGCCGCCUUCGUCUCUUUCCUCGUAUUCCUGGUGAACGGCCGAUACCGCACCUUGGUCGACCGUAUCCUCCGCAUCCGCCUGACCCCUCCAUCCGCCCAAGCUAGCCGUGAAGUGUCCUUCGAGUAUCUAAAUCGACAACUGGUCUGGCACGCAUUCACUGAAUUCCUCCUAUUCCUCCUUCCGUUGGUCGGAAUCGGCCGCUGGCGGCGAUGGAUCUCCCGCGCAUGGCGGAAGAUGAUGAAUUCCGUCCGAUCGAGCGGGGAAAGCGACGAGCCUUCCGAGAAGCAAGGAGAGCUAGCCUUCCUCCCCGAGCGCACCUGUGCCAUAUGCUACCGGGAUCAGAACCCUACUUCAACGACAGAGACCGAUGUACUAGCGGCUUCUGCAUCUGGUGGUAUCUCUGGAUCAGCGCAGACCGACAUCACAAACCCGUAUGAGACUGUCCCGUGUGGUUGUAUCUAUUGCUUCGUCUGCAUCGUGCAGAAAGUCGAAGCAGAAGAAGGCCAAGGGUGGACUUGCUUACGAUGUGGAGAAACUGUCAAGAAAUGUCAACCUUGGAACGGAGAUGUCCUUGAGGAGGCGCGCUCUCAGCCAGGCACUGGCAAGAUCGUUGGCUUCGCCAUGGACGGAGAGUCCGGCGAUAAACCUCGCGGGGCUGAUCGUGACCAGGAUGAUUUUGAAAAGUCCAGCCCAUUACAGGAGAUCAGUGCCGAUGAAGCUCUGCAGCAUUCGGAGCAAUGGUCUACUAUUGAAAAGGACGCAGAAGACGAGGGUGUCGACCAAUCUCAAGCACACUGA